AUGGAAGACCAGCAUCAAGAACAAUCCGCCUCUAGACAUUUACUAAAUUUCCGAGAGCAAGCUCUUGGCACGGGGGUCCGGGCUAUGGAUGAUGGACGACUUGAUAUUGAAUUUGAUGAACAUAGGCCCUGGUCUCAUCAACCUAUUGUUGAGAAACCCAGACCAGUAGCACCCGUCCCAGAAGGCGAGGAGACCUUUCCACUGCGUCUCAAUGUCGUUGUUCAGGUCGUUGGAUCGCGCGGUGAUAUACAGCCAUUCAUUGCGAUGGGGAAAGAGCUUAAAAAGCAUGGCCAUAGAGUACGGCUAGCCACACAUUUGGCGUUCCGUAAAGAUGUCAAUGAAGCGGGUCUCGAAUUUUUUAAUAUCGGAGGGAACCAUGAAGAGUUGAUGGCCUUUAUGGUCCAGAAUCCAGGACUAAUUCCAGGGAUCCACACGAUCCGUACCGGUAAAGUUCAGCAACGUCGCCGUGAGAUGAAAGACAUAUUCUCGGGCUGUUGGCGCUCUUGUUUUGAGACAGGUGAUGGAACAGACUUACACUAUACCUCCGAGACUCAGUCCACUGGUGCAAUAGAUUAUGUUAUGAAGCCAUUCGUUGCCGAUGUUAUCAUCGCCAACCCCCCGUGUUUUGCCCAUCUUAGCUGUGCUGAAAAAAUGGGCGUACCUCUCAAUAUAAUGUUUACUAUGCCGUGGUCUCCGACGCAGGCUUUCCCCCACCCUCUGGCUAAUAUCAGGUCGGGAAGUACAAGGCCGUCGGCUGCGAACUUUGCGUCCUAUGGUAUUGUAGAGGUUAUGAUGUGGGAGGGGCUUGGAGAUCUUAUUAAUCGCUUUCGACGAAGAGAGCUAGGACUAAACCCAUUAGAUGCUGUCAGAGCUCCCAGUAUAGUCCACCGUUUACGAGUUCCAUACACCUACCUCUGGUCUCCUGCCCUACUCCCUAAGCCCCACGACUGGUCAGAGAACAUUGACGUGUGUGGAUUUCAGACUUUAUCGAGUGGAUCAGAUUAUCAACCCCCUGCGGACCUGGAGGAUUUCAUAAAAGCGGGAGACCCACCAAUAUAUAUUGGGUUUGGCUCAAUUGUGGUGGACGACCCUGAAAGGCUAACAAAAAUAUUAUUUGAGGCUGUUUAUCAGACAGGCCAACGCGCACUUAUCUCUAAAGGCUGGGGUAAGAUUGGCUCAGGAGUAGACAAGGUCCCGGACAAUAUCUUUCUGAUAGGGAAUUGCCCUCAUGACUGGCUCUUUCGACAUGUAUCAUGCGUUGUGCACCAUGGAGGUGCUGGAACAACAGCUGCGGGCUUACUAUUGAGCCGCCCUACCGUGAUUGUCCCUUUCUUUGGCGACCAACCAUUCUGGGGACAUAUUGUUGCACAGGCAGGCGCAGGGCCAAUGCCAGUGCCGUAUAAGCGAUUGACCCCAGACAGACUAGCAACUGCUAUUAUGCAGGCUCUGGAGCCACAAACACGGGAACAUGCAGAGGAAGUCGGGCAAAAUAUGCGGCUGGAAACAGGUGUGCAGAAUGCAGUCCGCAGCUUUCAUGGGCAUCUAGACGCCGACAACUUACGCUGCUCCGUCUGUUCCGACCGGCCUGCCGUCUGGUGGAUCCGACAUUCGCAUAUUAAGUUGAGUGCAUUUGCUGCUUCAAUAUUACUCCACACAGGGCAUAUACAGUCGCGUGAUAUAAUAUUGUACCGCGCCCAGGAAUAUGACACUAACCGCGAGCCCCGAGGACCGCUCUCAGCUAUCGCAGAGGUUCUUUAUGGUGUAGCUACGGAUCUGAUAGUUACUACCGUGCGCAUGCCGUCAGCAAUAGCCUCCAUCUUUCCUGGUUCACAUCAAGGAUUAGUGCGGGACGAGUACAAGGGGAGAGAGUGGGCAAUGGAGCAUUUUGCGGAAUGCUUGUCAACCCACCAAAACACAGAGCUCUACCACGGGACUGGUGAUAAUGAGCAUCCUACCUGGUCUCAUGCACUAAACCAGGGGAAUGCCGUUGCACCCACCCACUCGACAAAGAGACAGGUUCAAGAAGAGGUCCCUUCGGAGAGCAGUGCAGGCAUCCACGCUGAAACUGACAUGGAGCAAGUAGAACAAGAGCGAAGGGACAAAGACCGCAGCAAGAGAAAACAGACUCUUCGCGAGACAAAAUAUCGAGCGACAAGAUUUGCGAAGCAUAUACUGGUGUAUACGAUCGUACUCCCAACCGAUUUGACACUUAGUAUAUCCAAAGGGCUUCACAACCUGCCUAAGUUAUAUCAUGACCGGACCGUCGAAAAUAUUCCAAAGGUUAUCGGGAUUAAAAGCGGGUUUAGGGCAGCUAAGAAGGAACUUGUACAAGGGUUUUACCAAGGAGCGACCGGCCUGAUCAAACAGCCUGUUCAGGGCUUUGAGGUGGAGGGUGGUAAAGGGCUUCUCAAAGGCAUUGGCAAGGGAAUAGGUGGAGUCCUCUUUAAACCAGUUGCAGGGAUUUGCGGACUGGUCGGGUUUCCGUUGGAUGGAUUUCACAAAAAGCUUCGUCGAUCGCUAGCUAAGAGUAAGUCGAAAGAAAUUAUUCGAUUACGUAUAACACAGGGUAUUGAAGAAAUGUGUGCGGCGUCGCCUGAAGAGCGACGCGAGGUGAUUCGAAUUUGGCAUCAGUUAUGUGAGAACCGGUCUUGA
Messenger RNA from Aspergillus caelatus, 2652 nucleotides. Its product is annotated as glycosyltransferase. Bases 1 to 2652 code for a protein of 883 amino acids. NCBI's taxonomy places the organism in Eukaryota, Fungi, Ascomycota, Eurotiomycetes, Eurotiales, Aspergillaceae. Gene Ontology annotation, molecular function: UDP-glycosyltransferase activity; hexosyltransferase activity. The record is from RefSeq and is a predicted model, not a curated record. The transcript is spliced from 8 exons. Gene Ontology annotation, biological process: carbohydrate metabolic process.